AUGGCCGACGCAAGCACGGUAACAACACAAACCAACCCGCGCGGGAUCCCCGUCGCCCCCUUCGUGGACAAUGUGAGCGACUACGUCGCUUCGCGCGCAGAGGUCGAGCCCACGCUGCGCUCGUUCCAGGAGAUGAUCUCCAAGUACCAGUUUAUGGAAGUGAACACGCAGCGGCGGGCCCAGGGGCUACGAGAGAAAUUGCCGGAUAUCAAGAAGACGUUGGAGAUGGUGCGGUUUUUGAAGUUGCGGAAGGAGACAUCCGCUCCCGGCCCCCUCGACACAAACUUCGAACUCAACGACACGCUCUACGCUCGCGCGACCAUCUCCCCCGCCGACACAAAUGAAGUCUACCUCUGGCUCGGUGCAAACGUCAUGCUCGCAUACCCGCUGUCCGAGGCGGAGAGCAUGCUGCAGGAGAAAUUGACUGCUGCAGAACAGAGCCUGGCGAAUUGUGAUGAGGAUCUGGAGUUUUUGAGGGAGCAGAUUACCACGCUUGAAGUUGCGACGGCGCGCGUGUAUAACUGGGAUGUGGUGCAGCGGCGCAAGGAUAAGGGGGAUGGGAAAGAGGAGAAGCCGCAGGCCGGAUAG
Messenger RNA from Penicillium lagena, 588 nucleotides. RefSeq names its product tubulin-binding prefolding complex subunit PAC10. NCBI's taxonomy places the organism in Eukaryota, Fungi, Ascomycota, Eurotiomycetes, Eurotiales, Aspergillaceae. The coding region runs from base 1 to 588 and encodes 195 amino acids. Gene Ontology annotation, cellular component: cytoplasm; prefoldin complex. The record is from RefSeq and is a predicted model, not a curated record. Gene Ontology annotation, biological process: tubulin complex assembly; protein folding; microtubule-based process. The transcript has 4 exons. Gene Ontology annotation, molecular function: tubulin binding.